UUCUAAUUCUCAUUCAACUUGAACGUUGACCUCAACUUUUCUUCUCUUCCUUUGGUUACCGGACCUGCACUAUCGGCACCAUUCCUCGACGGUGCGUCUGGGUCAAUCGCAGUUUGGAUGCUUAAAAGUACAGCAAAACGGUUAGAGACGGUUCUCCUGAUAUCUCGACAGUCAUUACCUCGUCCAGCUCGACUAUAUUCCACUCCUUCGAAACGCGCAGAUGCACCCGCGCUCGCCACCCAGCAUGCUCCUCUACCCAACCAAUACUCUCCCAAUCCCGAAUUAGAAGGCUUUCUACAAGUCCCACCCAGGUUCACCUUUCUUCCUACACCCCGACCUGAAUCAGCCGUGAAUUCUAACCUCUGGUUCACCAACUCUGCAAUUCAGGAUCAGCUCGCGAUCAUAAACGCGUGUCUACACAAUUCCUAUGACGUUCCAAGAGCAAAAAGCAUCUUCGACCGGCUCAGAUGUCAACCAGGGUCCAGUGCUUUUCUAGAACCUCGAAUGUACGAUGCCUUCUUAGAGGCAUACGUGAAUGUUGCGUCCAAAGAUUCAGAAGACAAUAAGGAGUAUUGGUUAGAGAAUGUCUGGGAUCUCUAUGAGGCGUUGGAAACUGAACGGGAACGGGUCGUACCGACGGAUGCUACCUACGCGAUAAUGGUUAUAGCGUGGCUCAGAUUCGGUCCCGAAUCAGUAAACCACUUUUCGAAACUCUCAUUAAUCUCCCCCGAACGUCUGCUCGCCCGUAUCAAUGAGCGCAAAAUGUCACUGGAAGCCAUCGUCGCGAAUCGCGCCUUUUCCUCGUCAGAAGAGGCCGCUGCUGCUAUAAAGUGCCUUUCUAAAGCAGCAGUAGAUUCCAACAUGUCCAAUCUUGUUACUCAGCUUGCACAGGCAGAAGUCAUUGGUACACAUACUCCCGACGUUCUGGAUGAUGUACCUGAGGCUAUACCCGUUCUCAAGGCAAAGAAGCAGGAAAGUGGUACAGACCAACACGCAGAACCGGAGUACGAGGUCCCUUUCAACCUAGCCAACCUUCGAAGGCAUCUCGCCGAAGUUUCACUAGCAAGGCGUGUCCUUCCUGAAGAUGUCGUGUCUCGACAAAAGAUGCUUGAAGAAAGUGUCUACGAUACCGCAGUGGAACGGCUACAGCACGAGGCCACUGUAUUAGAAGACCUAGGCUUGGACAACAACUCUCUACGCCAACCAGACUUGCGUCGAUGGAUGUGGGAAUGGCAUGCGAAGUUAAAAGUUCGCCUCGCGGAGGAGAUACGGAAUAUAGACGAAGCAGAGAAGAAGACUUUUACAAAGCUCAAGGGCGAUAGCUCCAACGCCCUCCUUUCGCCCUACCUUUCUCUAGUCAACCCUGAGCGCCUCUCGCUGAUCACGAUCUUGGAGAUCAUGCGACUGCAAGGGUCUGGUGGAAUCUCGGAGGGUAUGAAGACGACGCGCGCAUUGAUAACGGUUGGGAAGGCUGUGGAAAACGAGUACAAGGGUCAAAUGUGCCGGAAGAACAAUAUAACUCUUCCUGCGAUGGGGAAACCUACGGAGUCAGGUUAUUUCUCGAACUUGGGCUAUAGUCACCUUUUGGAGCGACGACUGGUGGCAGCGAGACAUAUGCAAGACGGCGAAGCCUGGACAACUUCAUGGACCCAGGCAGUGAGAGCAAAAAUCGGUGGUAUUUUGGUUGAAUGUCUUAUGGACGUGGCUACCGUGACGAGAACCGCAGUUCACAAAGGGGAGACGAUCUCAGAAGUUCAACCCGCAUUCCAUCACUGUUACGUCCACAAUCGUGGACAGAAGCUCGGUGUAAUUCGUCUCAACCCUGUAGUGUCGGAGCGUUUUUCAAAGGACAGUCUGAAAGACACGCUUCAUCCUCGCCAUUUACCUAUGCUGGUCAAACCAAAACCUUGGCUCUCCCCCAGCGAGGGCGGAUACCUUUUCAAUAAAGUCUCUGCGAUGCGUUACAAGGACUCUAUAGAACAACAGUCGUAUUUGAAGCAUGCCUCUGAGCUGGGCAACGUCGAACUCGUAUACGCUGGACUCGAUGUUCUCGGAAAUACGCCGUGGAAGAUCAACAGAAAGGUUUUCGACGUCGUGUUGCAAGUGUGGAACUCUGGUAACGGACUUGGGAAGCUGCCUGCGGCAACAAUCGAAGACCCUGAGCCAGAGGCUCCUACAGAUGCCAAUCCUAAAAGCCGAGUUGUCUACUUGGCUAGGAUGAAGCAGUGGAAUCAGGACAGGGCAUCGAAUCAUUCAGACCGGUGUAGUGUUAACUACAAGAUUGAGAUUGCAAGGACCUUCCUGGGUGACACGAUUUAUUUCCCUCACAAUGUCGACUUCCGUGGCCGUGCUUACCCCGUUCCACCCCAUCUCAACCAUAUCGGAAACGAUUUGAGCCGUGGACUGCUCACAUUUGCAGAGGGAAAGCCUCUUGGUGCCCGUGGUCUUCGGUGGCUCAAGAUCCAUUUGGCGAACCUGUACGGCUAUGAUAAGGCGAACUUCGAUGAACGUGUACAGUUCGUUGACGAGAAACUAGAACAGGUGUUUGAAAGCGCCACGCAACCUCUCGACGGUGAAAGAUGGUGGAUUCAGGCUGAUGAUCCGUGGCAAUGCCUCAGUACAUGUAUGGAGUUGCAUGCCGCUCUGACUUCCGAGAAUCCGGAGGAAUACGUUUCGUGUAUACCCGUCCAUCAGGACGGUACCUGUAAUGGUCUUCAGCACUAUGCUGCCCUGGGUGGUGACUCUCGCGGUGCAGAACAAGUGAACUUGGCCGCAGGUGAUAGGCCCUCUGAUGUGUACACCUAUGUGGGGAGAAUGGCCGAACAGAUCAUUGCUGAGGAUGUCAAGAAGGGUGAGAAGUAUGCUGUGAUGCUUUCAGGAAAGAUCACCCGAAAAAUUGUGAAGCAAACAGUCAUGACAACGGUGUACGGUGUUACGUUUAUUGGAGCUCGUGAACAAAUCGAGAAACAGUUGAAACUGACAAAGCAGUUCCCGCCGGAGGAAGUUUGGUUGGCUGCAGCCUAUCUCGCAAAAGUGGUGCUCAGUUGUAUCGGAGACUUGUUUACUGGCGCAAAAGACAUUCAAAAUUGGCUCAAUGCCACCGCAAGGAUAAUCUCUAAGAGUAUAUCAGCCGAACGCAUACCUGAAGCAUUGAACGAGAUCCGGAGCAAGAGCAAAAGAAAGGCCAAGGCCAACACCGCCGAUCUCAUUACACUUGAUUUUCUCAAGCGUGAACAGAUGACUCCUGUUGUGUGGACCACACCACUUGGGUUGCCUAUCGUUCAGCCUUACAGGAAAACGAAGAAGAAGCAGAUUAUGACCAAGAUGCAAACCGUAUACAUUUCCGACCCGAACUCCCCCGCUGAAGUCAACGCGUCGAAACAGGCAUCCGCGUUUCCACCCAACUUCAUUCACAGCCUGGAUGCCACUCACAUGAUGCUCACUGCUCUGGAAUGUCAGACCCGCGGUAUGACUUUUGCAGCGGUACAUGACUCUUACUGGACCCACGCUUCGACCAUCGACGAAAUGUCGACCAUCAUUCGAGACACUUUCAUCGCUUUGCAUUCAUCUGAAGUUCUUACUAAGUUGAGUGAGGAGUUCAAGCAGCGGUAUAAGGAUUACAAAGUCCCACUUAUCCACCUCCGUAGCCCAACUCUCAUCAAGGUUCUCAAGAAUUGGGGAGUCAAAAUCAAAGUAACUCGGGAACAGGCUAAAACGUUGGAUUUCCUCGCAUCUGUUAUCGAAAUCUCAGAAGACUCUUCAUCGGUGGAGGAAACGCAGGGUACUGAAGAUUUGAAAGAGAUUUUGAAGACCCAGCAGGAGCAGAAGUUGGCGGAGGCGGAGGAAAAGGAAUCUCGACAAAAGGACGUGGAGGAGGAUUACGACCAAGGCUUUGAAGACGAGGAAAGUGAUGAGGAGCCUCGGACUUUGGCCUCUAAGUCGAAAAAGGCCGAGGAAGAGAAAGCUGCGAUUGAAAUGUUUGGCAAGUUUGUGAAUCUCACAGACCUGAUUCCGCCGUUACCCAAGAAGGGAGAUUUCAAAGUGGAGGCAAUCAAAGCCUCGCAGUAUUUCUUUUCAUAAUCUCCUCCUGGUCUGCAUUCCACUUUUGUCUUUUUUCUGUGUAUGCUCAAAUGCUUUCACGUUCUCUGUCCCUCCGUCAUCCAUCAUCAUCUUUCAGUUAUUAUCGGAAUAUUACAAUCUCGCAUACUUUUAGCACUGUCAGGAGAAAGGUCUAUUUCUAUACUUCUUUGGUGGACGAGAACGUAGAACCAUUCCCAUUCACGGCCUCCGAACUCGCUAGGAUAACAAAGAACUCUCGAGACGGAAUUCGAACCGUACUGAAAUUAUUUUAGACCUUCAUCUAAUAAAUAGAUACGAUACAAUCUGAACCAAACUAUAACAAUAUCUGUUCACC
Molecule: messenger RNA, 4414 nt
Organism: Marasmius oreades (fairy-ring Marasmius)
Lineage: Eukaryota; Fungi; Basidiomycota; Agaricomycetes; Agaricales; Marasmiaceae
Exons: 12
Coding region: 118-4080 (1320 amino acids)
Biological process (GO): mitochondrial transcription
Cellular component (GO): mitochondrial DNA-directed RNA polymerase complex
Molecular function (GO): mitochondrial promoter sequence-specific DNA binding; DNA-directed RNA polymerase activity
Source: RefSeq, a predicted model, not a curated record